Molecule: messenger RNA, 589 nt
Organism: Armigeres subalbatus
Lineage: Eukaryota; Metazoa; Arthropoda; Insecta; Diptera; Culicidae
Product: lectin subunit alpha-like
Exons: 2
Coding region: 18-506 (162 amino acids)
Molecular function (GO): signaling receptor activity
Source: RefSeq, a predicted model, not a curated record
CAGUUGACUGUGCAACGAUGCAGCGGACGGUUCUAGUUUUGGUAGCUACAGUAGGAGUUCUGAGCAUGGCUCAACAAAUAAAAUGCAGGUCGCCGAGCCGUUUCAUGAUUCCAGUAUUCAAAGCAAAUUGGUUCAAAGCCACCGAGUUUUGCUUCUCCCUGGGGAUGCAACUUGCCAUCACCAACUCAAAGGAGGACCACGACCGGAUUGUGGAUACGGUAAAGGCAUCGCCGAUUUACAAUGCGAACGACACGAUCGUUUGGAUCGGUGGGAGCGAUCUCGCUGAGGAGGGCGAUUUCUAUUGGCACGCGACUGGGGUUCGUUUGGCGUACGCUCACUGGCAACCAGGUCAGCCGGAUAACUGGAAGAAUCAGGAGGAUUGCCUUUCGAUAGUGAACGUUUUAUCGCUCGGAUGGCGGUGGGUGGCCAACGAUGGCAAUUGCGAGGGGCUACACUAUUUUGUGUGCGAAAAUGUUGAGUGGAUUCACAAUAUUAGUGUUUUUUGAAACUUUUAAUAAUGGGAAUAUUGAUAAAUUAUAUACAUGCAUUCAAUAAAGUAAGUAGCAUGAUGUAAACAAAACGAGUUUGA